Lachancea sp. 'fantastica' is the source of this 2067-nucleotide messenger RNA. The record is from the annotation of a GenBank genome assembly. NCBI's taxonomy places the organism in Eukaryota, Fungi, Ascomycota, Saccharomycetes, Saccharomycetales, Saccharomycetaceae.
AUGAGCAGUGAGGAUGCUGUUGAAAAAGCUCUGGAAUUAGGAAUAUUGUACUUCAAACAUGACAAUUUCAAAGAUGCUCAGAGCCUCUUUACCAAGGCAUUGAAGCUAGCAGUUUCUUACGAUGAGAAAAAACUAGAAGAACUACGUUUGUCGCAUGGUUUGAGCAAAAGGCCACUUUCUGGAUUUGGGGAACUUGUGCAUCCACGAUUGGUGAAACUGCUCGAUAAUCGAGCUGCUUCAUGGGAAAAAUUGGGCGAUUUACGCAAGGCAUUGAAAGAUGCCUGUAGAUGCGUUAGGUUCGAGCCUUACAAUUUGAAGAGCUAUCUUAGACGCGGCAAAAUUCUGCAAAAAAUGGGGAAAGAUCAGGACGCGCUCGAUAACUAUAGGGACGGAUUGCGUAAAAUGAGGGAAAUGAAGGAAAAAUGGGAUCUGAAGUCGUCCCUGAAAUUGGAAGACCUUGUCAAAUAUCAAAUUUCUUUGAUCAACAAUCGGUCCAACAAGGCACAGGCAGUCUCGACUAAGGAGAAAAGAGUAUUGAUCCCGCCUCCAACCAAGGCAUUUAAGGACUUGCCAAAAUCAAAGAUUUUCAAGAAUAACAAAACGCAUACAUAUUUGGAUAUUGUGGGUCAAUGCCCGCUAGAGAUUCUGAAAGUCAUUCUUCUGAAUUUGGACGCAAGACAAGUUGCCAGGUGCAUGCUGGUCUGCAAAGUCUGGCAGGCUCGUAUCACUAAUCUUCCAGAAGUCUUUAAUCGAUUCGAUAUAAGCUCCUGCAACCAUCGAGCUAUUUUGUCUUUUCAAAAAUUUGUGAACAGAAUCAAUCAUUACAAGGAAAAAUCAACAAUCGACUUUGUCAAGUUUUCCAAUUCUUCGCUGUCGUGUGAGCCUCGAUCUUUAUCCAUACUAAUCGAAAAUCUGCAGCCCCGCGUUAAGACACUUAUAAUUCACAGCAAAACAGCGGAUUUUGAACAACUGACAUCUGCCUUUUCCAAAAACUUGACCCUUGCCACUGAUCUGGAGCGACUCAGCUUGAGUUGUGGUUAUCGCAUGAACCCAUCGGCAAUGUUGGACCGCUUGUUUUUGAGUUCUCUAUCGAAUAUCAGCCACUUAGACCUCAUAUUUUCUAAGUGCACAGGUACCAAUCGCUCAAGAGACAUCUCAACAGCUGAGUGUGCCAAUAAUGUUAAACUCCAACGGCUCAAAUCGCUAAAGCUGAUAUGUGACCUUAAAAACAUGCCCAACAUUUUCCCACUAAAGCCUCUACUCGGUUCAGGUCCUUUGAAGCGCCUGGAAAAGCUUUGCAUCUGUGGAGUGUCGUUUGGCGCUGGCGCGAAGUUUGAAUGGCUGCCGCAUUUCAGAAAUUUGAAGGAGCUCUGGCUAGAAAAUAAUAAAGAAGCAUAUUUAGAGGACUUCUUGAAAGUUAUCAUUUAUGUGCCUGUGUUUUCAAGGCUAUCGAAGCUGACCUUUCGUGAGCACCGCAUCGCAAAUCAAGCGACAGACCUGAGGCAAUACCCUCAAUUGGUAGAGAACACAAUCCUGAUGAAAAAUUUAAACGCUUUGGGGCAUUUGGAUUUGAUGGGGAGUUCAAUUAGCUCGCAUGGGUUACUUGCGCUUCUUUCAGCAUUUUCAUUCGACAAGCUGAAGAGUCUCAACAUUGGUGAUUGUCCGUAUAUUCACUUUCAGCGAGGAAAUGACAAUGGGUACAUGGACGUAAGAGAGCUACUCAAAUUAUUGCCUCAUAUCGAAGAGCUUUUACUUCCUCAAUCAGUGGCAUUAGAUGAUCACUGCCUUAGACUUUUCGCCCAAAAUGUAAGAUACGUCAGGAAAUUAAGAAAGCUGGAUCUUUCACUGAACACUUCAUUGACUGGCGUUUCAAUUUAUGACCUUUUGCGAGCACUGAAAGAGGAGUUUAUUGUUUUGGAUAAACUUGAAAUUGAUGGUUGUUCUUCGAUAGCGGAAAGUACGGCGAAUGCUCUGAAGCGGAGUGACUUGGUUAAAGAAUUAUCAUGCUCAUAUGAGAAAACUUCUUGGAAGACCUAUGGUGUGAACUCACUGAUGAUCUGUAACUAG